AUGGCGGCGCCGAGAGGGUCAUCUGAAGGGAUUUCGCAGCGUGGCCAAGUAGGGCCGAGCCCAAGUUUGCUGGAGCGAGGCCGGCAGCUGAAAGCCUCGGAUCGAAAGCUCUGGAGCCCGCAAUCCGGCAAGGCAGGCCGAGCCCGGGGAUGGCCUUCGCUUCCGAGUGGCGGCGCAUCCUUGUGGCGAGUUGUCGUGGCCGAGAGCUUGGCUUUCGCGGGAAAUGUGUGGGUUUCGGAUGAGGACACAGCAGAGGCUGAUCUUUCCAUCAUUUUGAGCAAUCUUGCCCGACGAGAGCGGCACCGAUGCCAGCGCUAUCGUCAGGCUAUCGUUCUCAGCCGAGAGGCCGCAGGCCAUGACGUUCGACUCGCGCAGCUCGGCCAGCUUCAAAGCAAUCUGCUGAAUGGCUUUCGUGGCGCCUUCAUCGCGGCGCUCAGCGGCGAGGAGUCGGAGUUUGCGAGCCCACGCGUCCUGGGAGUUGCCCAGUGGGCUGCCAUUGUGGCGCUGAGCCUGCUCCUUGCGGCGCUGCUGCUUGCCUGGGGUGCUACAGAUGGGUUCCGCCUGAGCUUGGUUUGCCACAAAUUCCGCGCACCCGGGCCAGCCGCCAGGACUGAAGCCUGCCAUCUAGCAUUGGAAGCCUGCGACUUCAGAAAAUUCAAGAAGCCGGCAGCUUUCGUGAAGCUAUCUUGUCCACAUGCGCCUGCCUCAUGUGCAGCAUCGGAUAUUUACGAUGCCUGCGAGGGCCACUUCUCACUACUGCCGAACGCUGCAGAUGGGGAUGCGAGCCUCCAGCAGCCUGGAAGCACACCCGCCCGCCUCAAGGCUAUUGCCCUUGCUUUCUCCUACGCAUCCUUGGGCGUCGCCUGUUUCUGGGCCGCGCUGGGCGCAGGGCUGGCCCUGGAAGUUUUGCGGAAAGAGCAGGAUGGCGGGCUUCCUGCCCUGGCAGCCUUCGUUGCCUGCCUGGCGGUGGCGUGUCUGGCCCUGGCGGCCAUCGCGUCGCUGCUUCUCACCUCCCUGAAGCGGCAGGAGGUCCAUGAAGCGGACCUCCGCAUGGGGGAAGUGGAUACUUGGAGGAUGGAUCCACUCUCCAAGCUGGAGGAGUGGCUGGCAGCUCAGGGCAAAGGUUUCCAGUCGAGGAAGGCGGAGGCCCUCUCCACACCCGUGGUCAUCACCCUCCAGGUGUUCAUGGAACGAGCCCUUUUCGUCUGGGACAUAGCCUCCGACGUGCUCGUGGCAAUCGCCUUGCUUGAGCACCACCCCUGGUGGGCCUCGAUCACUGCCGGCAUCAUGUGCUUACCAUACCUAGCCCUGAGCUGCCUGCUGGGCGCCUGCGGCGUGCGGGAGCUCCUGGCCCAGCUCUUCCCGUCCACCUGCGCUGAGUUGCCGCACGUUCCAUGCUGUUGCCUCGCCUUGCCUCCCUCCUUCGUGUUCAUCGACUUCACCUUCGUAUUUCAGCACAUCGCCUGGGAGCCGGCAUCGACGAGGCUGUUCCACUAUUGGACCCUGCGGCAGCUUCUGGAAGUUUUCCUUGAGGCCAACCUGCAGACCGCGCUGCAAGGCUACAUCUUCUUCCGCCAGGAGAACUUCUUCAACGUGUUCCCGGCCUUGGAGAACACCUCCGUGAAUCCGGUGCUGCUGGCCGUGAGCCUAGCCUCUAGCGCCCGGGCAUCCGUGAACGGCUUGACGAAGCUCUCGAGCUUCGCCAGAUUGCAGACCCACGGCAGCAAAUGGGAGUUCUUCCAAGCCAUGCUUGUUGGUGGCGGAGGCCUGGCGCCUUCGCACCUCCUCCAGGAGCUUCGUCAGCGAGCCAACGUGGAGAUCUCGCAGGACUUGUCAGCAUCGGUUCCUUGUCCCGCUGCCGGCGGAAUGUAUGGAGCUGAGGAGCUGUCCCUGGACGGUUUCACCUCCCUCUGCCUCGCAGCACGGGAGUCCGUGACCCUGCGCCGCUUGCGCAUGGAAGCGGCUUUCUUGGAGAAGUUUGCGGGGACUGAUAAGAGUGUAGAUGUCGAAAAUGCUAUCGCAGAGCUCUUCGCCAAUCGCCAGCUUCUCAGCGUCGAGCUGGACAACGUUCCGGCCGCCUUCCAGGAGCGGGUGGCUGACCUAAUUAGCAAGCACCCCCGCCUGGAGGAGGGCCCGGGAGCCCAAGGCCUCCGGGAGCUCCCCGCAGGAAUUCGAUUCUUUCUGCAGGGCGAGGCCGCGGAGCCCGGCUGCCCGCUGGUGCUGCUCCGCGAGGUUUUUUCCGCCGAGUCCGAGGCCGCUGCCGACGCGCUGCGACUUGCCGCAUUUGAGGGCCAGGCCUCCUGCGUGGAAGUUUUGCUGGUCGCCAAAGCCGACGCCAAUGCGAUCCAUCCGCAGAACGGGUUCUUUUCGCUGCUGCUGGCAGCACAACUUGGGCAUGCAUCUUGCGUGGAGCUGCUCCUGAAAGCGGGAGCCGAGGCUUGUCAGGUGAAUUCGCAGAGGGGCAUUUUCCCGCUGCUGAUGGCAGCCCAGGAUGGGCAUGCGUCUUGCGUGGAGCUGCUCCUGAAAGCGGGAGCCGAGGCUGCACAGGUGGAUCCGCAGGUCGGCGGUUUCCCGCUGCUGAUGGCAGCACAGCAUGGCCACGCCUCUUGCAUGGAGCUUCUGCUGAAAGCGGGAGCCGAUGCUGCACAGGUGAAUUCGCAGAGCGGCGCUUUCCCCCUGCUGAUGGCAGCACAGAAUGGCCAUGCCUCUUGCGUGGAGCUGCUCCUGAAAGCAGGAGCCGAGGCUUGUCAGGUGUAUUCGCAGAGCGGCGCUUUCCCCCUGCUGAUGGCAGCACAGAUUGGGCAUGCCUCUUGCGUGGAGCUGCUCCUGAAAGGGGGAGCCAAGGCUGCACAGGUGGAUUCGCGGAGCGGCACUUUCCCGCUGCUGAUGGCAGCAGAGAAUGGCCAUGCCUCUUGCGUGGAGCUGCUCCUGAAAGCGGGAGCCGAGGCUUGUCAGGUGAAUUCGCGGAACGGCACUUUCCCGCUGCUGGUGGCAGCACACUUUGGCCACGCAUCUUGCGUGGAGCUCCUGCUGAGAGCUGCCAUGUUGGCGCCGGAGCAGCUGCAGAAAGCGGCUGCAGAAGCAGAGGAGCGCGGCCACGCAGAGCUCGCCGAGCGACUUCGUUCGCUGUGUGGUGCUGCAUCACCGCCGAAGCUUCGGCUCUCCUAA
Messenger RNA from Symbiodinium sp. CCMP2592, 3168 nucleotides. The record is from the annotation of a GenBank genome assembly. Lineage: Eukaryota; Dinophyceae; Suessiales; Symbiodiniaceae.